Molecule: messenger RNA, 1893 nt
Organism: Exophiala viscosa
Lineage: Eukaryota; Fungi; Ascomycota; Eurotiomycetes; Chaetothyriales; Herpotrichiellaceae
Product: cytochrome P450
Exons: 2
Coding region: 235-1863 (542 amino acids)
Molecular function (GO): iron ion binding; monooxygenase activity; heme binding
Source: RefSeq, a predicted model, not a curated record
GACCCCGCCAGCCCCAUCAAGUCUCAUGUGGAGGGGUCCAUCAUCCCACCCGCCAUGGGGAACCCUGCACCUCUCCAUGCCUAAUGAACCUUGACUCCAACUAUGAGGGGAUUCACAGCGCGCAAGAAGUGGCUGUUCCAACCCCGUUGAUGGGAAAUGUAAUAAGUCACGUCGCCGGGAUUUCUGGAACUUCUCUUCAGACUCAAUCCCGACGUCCUACAAACAAUUGGCAACAUGGACAACAUCCACGCCUUGCCAUCGCUGGCCAGUAUUCCAACAUGGCGCCUCGCCGCCGUGCUGGUCUUACUGUCCCCCGUCCUCUUCGCUUUGGGUUUCUACCUCUAUGUCACGCCCAACUCAUUCAAAGACAGUCGGCGUAAACACCUCCCACCCGGCCCCCGCGGCCUGCCCUUCAUAGGCAACUUUUUCCCACUGUCCAACGCCGAGACAUUCCGCUUCCAAGCGCAAAAAUGGGCCAAACAAUACGGCGACGUCUUUUACACCAAGAUGGGCGGCGCAGACUACAUCUACCUGUCGUCUCCAACCGCCGUCAAGGAACUCAUGGACAAGAAAUCCGGCAUCUACUCAUCGCGCCCUCCCGCGCCACUAGCCAGCGACGUCGCCUCCGCGGGCCGUCGACAACUCUUCAUGCCAUACGGUCCGAAAUACCGUGUCGUCCGCAAGAUCGCGCACAGCCUGCUCAACAUCUCCAUCUCGACAAGUUACCAGCCCGUCCAGGACGUGGAGAGCAAGCAAUUGAUGUACGACCUGCUGCACGACCCGAUCCACUUCUACGACCAUAACAGACGCUACUCGAACAGUGUGAUCAUGACCGUCGCGUACGGCCACCGCAUGGCGGACUGGGAUAACCCGCUCACGAAGAAAAUCUACAGUGUCGUGAACAAUCUGCAGGUGUUCUCGGCGCCGGGUGCGUUUCUGGUCGACACGUUCCCCACGCUCCAGCACUUUCCGCAGUGGAUGUUUGGCAAUUGGCGCAAAUUCGGCGAGAAGUGCUUCAACCAUGACUCCAGGGUGUACUUGGGUCUCUGGGGCGAUUUGAAGAAGGAGGUUGACCAAGGGAAAGCAAACCCUUGUUUCGCCAAGGACUUCUAUCUGAGUGACCCCGCGAAGGUCGGACUCGAUGAACUCCAGGCCGCGUACCAGACUGGCGGACUUGUCGAGGCCGGGUCCGAGACGACCAGCGCGUACUUGAAUUCAUUCAUUCUCAAUAUGACGGCAAAUCCGCAUGUCAUGAGGAAAGCUCAAGAGGAGGUCGAUCGGGUGGUCGGACCCAAUAGGCUGCCAAGUUGGGAGGACGAGCCGAAUUUGCCGUACCUUCGGGCUAUCAUCAAGGAGUUGCUCCGGAUGAGACCACCAAAUAAGUUCGGCAUGCAGCAUUAUACGACCGAGGACGACUGGUAUGAGGGAUAUUUCAUUCCCAAGGACACGGUCGUUGUGCUGAACUGGUGGCACAUAAACUACGACCCAGCACACUGGGACCAGCCCGAGAAAUUCAUGCCCGAACGUUUUCUGGGCUACGACCUCCCAGCAGCAGCGUACAUCAACAUCGCCGACCCGAAUGAGCGGGACCACUACUCCUACGGUGCUGGAAGACGCAUUUGUCCAGGUGUACACGUCGCCGAGAAGUCUUUGUACUUGAACAUUGCGCGGGUGCUGUGGGCGUUUGACAUCGCGAAGAAAGUUGGGUCGGACGGCAAAAUCGUCGAGCCUGAUGCUUCGAUGGUUCCUGGUUGGAUGACUAUUCCGGUGCCGUUUGAGUGUGAUAUUCGUGUUAGGGAUGAGAAGAAGAAAGCGUUGAUCGAUCAGAUUUGGAAAGAAGCGAAGAAGGAACUGAAGGAGUGAGAUUGCAUAUAGAACUUUCGGGAGUCAAGG